CCACGCGGUCUCAGGGACCUCCGCGGACAGCCUGAGGCCGCCCGUCCGCAGAGCGGCGCCGGGUUACGGCGGCCCGGCGUGGGCGGGGCGCUUCCAGGUCCCUCCCCGCGCAGGUGCUCGCCCCGCCCCCGGGGCCGCGCCCACAGCCCCGGCUGCCCUGGAGAAGCCUGGAUUGAGAACCCUGUCUGCAGUGUCCCGGCAGUGCCGAACUCGGGUAGCCGCCCGUCCCGCCCCCGCGCUGCCGCCUUAUAUGUUGCCUGCCGCGGCCUCUGGGGCAUGGAGCACGCUACCCAGCCCCGGCGAUGGCGACGGCGGUGGCGGAGGAGCUCCUGCUGGCCGAGGAGCGCAUGCUGGCCGCGCUCGCCUACCUGCAGUGCGCCGUGGGCUGCGCGGUCUUAGCGCGGAAUCGUGAGACGAACUUGGCGUACGGCCGCCACGCGUCGCCCAGCUUUAGGGUCCGAGUGCCGGCGCGGGCCGCCUGGGUGGUGCAGGAGCUGCCCUCGCUGGCUCUGCCGCUCUACCAGUAUGCCAGCGAGUCCGCCCCGCGCCUCCGCAGCGCGCCCAACUGCAUCCUCCUGGCCAUGUUCCUCGUCCACUACGGGCAUCGGUGCUUAAUUUACCCAUUUCUGAUGCGAGGAGGAAAGCCUAUGCCACUGUUGGCGUGUACAAUGGCGAUUAUGUUCUGUACCUUUAACGGCUAUUUGCAAAGCAGAUACUUGAGCCAUUGGGCAGUGUAUGCGGAUGACUGGGUAACAGAUCCCCGUUUUCUAAUAGGUUUUGGCUUGUGGUUAGCGGGUAUGUUGAUAAACAUCCAUUCAGAUCAUAUCCUAAGGAAUCUCAGAAAACCAGGAGACACUGGAUACAAAAUACCAAGGGGAGGCUUAUUUGAAUACGUAACUGCAGCCAACUAUUUUGGAGAAAUCAUGGAGUGGUGUGGCUAUGCCCUGGCCAGCUGGUCUGUCCAAGGCGCAGCUUUUGCUUUCUUCACAUUUUGUUUUUUAUCUGGUAGAGCAAAAGAGCAUCAUCGCCAACAUCCCUUCAUUAUGUGAGAACAUCCUGACCUCACACGUGUUCUUUCUGAUGUCACGGAGCCCAGCCUUGCUGCCCAGCCUGGCUGGAAGGACCGUUUUCUCGGCGUCCUGCGGCAGUCCUGUGUGUCCUGUCUCCCGCCUGCCCUCUCGUGUUUGCCCAUUUCAGGCUCUCCUGCUGUCUUGUACUCUGCCCUUGACUUUUCGGGCCAGGGUGCCCAUCUUCCAUGGGCAGUUUCUGGGAGAGAGGAGCUCACCCGCUAUGUCCCUGUGCGGCAUCCAGUGCCGCUGGCCCGUGGGGAAGCUCUCCGGCACUUGCAAGGGGUGGAUGGCCUGGAUCCCAGCAGGCCUGUGAAAACCUUCAGCCUCUAACCAGCGAACAUGUUUGCAGUCCACUUCCACAGGCUUCACACCAGCUGUGAAAACCUUCAGCCUCUAACCAGCGAACAUGUUUGCAGUCCACUUUCACAGGCUUCACACCAGCUGUGAAAACCUUCAGCCUCUAACCAGCGAACAUGUUUGCAGUCCACUUUCACAGGUUUCACACUAGCUGUUGGGCUUGGCCACGUUGUGUGUUGGGCACUCGGGUCCAUGUGCCACCACUGAGCCACAUAGCUGGAAAGGCUGCAGUCUAAAGGCCUCAUGCCAGGGGAAGUGAUACUUGACCUGGAAGUCCUGACCGACUUCUUAGAAUUGUUCUUAUUACAUGCCUUUUUGGGGACACAGAACAUAAAAAAGUAAACGUGGCCGCCCAGUAUGUUCGAAUUCUCUAUUUGUGGAUUCCGGUGUUAAACUUAGCUAAGACCAGCAGGGGUUUGCCAAAUGCCUCUCAGUUUCUCAUCUUCAUAUGUUUCUACCACAUUAACAGCGAGCUAAUUGCUUUCUCUUAUGAUUUUUAGCCUGUUAAUCUUUGUGUGUUUAUGGAAACUCCCUUUUUAUGACUAUUUCUCCAUGUUGUCAAAUUAUUUCUAAUUUUUACUCCAUCCACUUAGUUGCCACCUUUCCCAACUGGCUAUUACCCCCAAAACAAAUGAGCAUGCCUUCGUUGAUACAAUUUAUAUCAAAACUGAAAAUACUGUUUGUUUUGAGCACAAGGCUGAAUUGUGGACAACGCCGUACUACAUUUUCCCAGAUUUCACUGAAUCCUUACUAAGAGCUGUUCCUGAGCCUCCUGGUACACAGCUGGGUGCCCACUCUAUACACCCUGGGCUAGGCCAGUAGUUCUCGACUGCAGGCUGGAGAAAACUCUUAAGAGUCUACCAGCAGAUAUUCAGAAGCACCUACUUGGUCCUGCCCCUCCUCCAGCCUGCAUGCUUUCCCCAGGGGCUGAAAAGACAGCUCCACAACGUGCUGUUCAGUAUUUUCAUCAAAUGUCAGUAAUUUUCCUUCCAGAUAGAAAGCUGAAUUCUAUGGGCUACUUCUUCUGAAUCACACUUUAUGAUUAGAUAUAUUUAAUUCUUCGUGAUAUAGGCAAAAUUAAACUAUAAGUAUGAAAUGCCAAAGUUUUUGUUACUACAUUUAAAAACUGAAUAGUCUUUUGUCAUGAAAAAUAUUGUCACUUUUGUUAGCAUCUGUUAAAUGUCUAAGUGACAGAAUUAUUCCCUUUUAAAAUUU
Macaca mulatta (Rhesus monkey) is the source of this 2642-nucleotide messenger RNA. Lineage: Eukaryota; Metazoa; Chordata; Mammalia; Primates; Cercopithecidae. The record is from RefSeq and is a predicted model, not a curated record.